AUGGGUUACAACUUUAGAGGUUCUUAUAGCUUCAUCGUGGCUGCAAAACUGAAGGCAUUGAAAUCCGAUUUGGAAAUUUGGAAUAAAGAGGUGUUUGGUAAUGUCUCCGUAUGGAAGGAGAUGAACUUCAGUGAGAUAACAUUUUGGGAUUUGAAAGAGAGGGAAGGUGGCCCUUCUCACAAGGAGAAUGAGUCUUGCUACCCGUUUUUGUCUUUUGAGAACAUCAUGCCCAAUAUUUUGCCUGUCAACUUAGGUAGCAUAGGCUCUUCACUAGAUGUGCAAAGCACCCUCAGCAAACCCAGCAAGAGAUGGCACUUGGCUUUUGUUACUAUAUAUUGUUUCAGGGCCCUACACUCUCUUCUCAACGAUCCUCUCUCCAACAACAAAAACAAGAGCAGGAAACUCCUGCUUAAUAGUCCUCCUUUUGUGGUCCUCGAUGUGCCAAGCACCCUCAGCAAAGCCAGCAAGAGAUGGCACUUGGCUUUUGCUACUAUAUAUUGUUCCAGAGCCCUACACUCUCUUCUCAACGAUCCUCUCUCCAACAACAAAAACAAGAGCAGGAAACUCCUGCUUAAUACUCCUCCUUUUGUGGUCCUCGAUGUUAAGCCCUCUUCUGGCUUCUCAGACAUUGAUCAAACAAGCCUCACUGCUUUAGUGAAGGAGAAAAACUUGGACCAGCUUCUUGAACUUAGAGGAGUUGAAGGUGUGGCUGAAGCUCUAAAAGCGGAUAUCAAAAAUGGCAUCCAUGGUGACGUUAAAGAUGUUGCUCGCAGGAAGGAGGAGUUCGGUUCAAACACAUACCAGAAGCCCCCUACGAAAAGCUUCCUCCACUUUGUGGUGGAAGCAUUUAAGGAUCUUACCAUUCUCGUACUUCUUGCUUGUGCUACUCUCUCUCUCGGUUUUGGGAUUAAAGAGCAUGGAGUGAAGGAAGGGUGGUAUGAUGGUGGGAGCAUAUUUCUUGCUAUCUUUAUAGUCAUUUCUGUCUCUGCUGUAAUUAACUUCAAACAAAACAGACAAUUUGAUAAGUUGUCAAAGGUCAGCAACAAUAUACAGGUUGCUGUUGUCCGGCAUGGGCGACAUCAGCAGAUCUCUAUAUUUGAGAUUGUUGUUGGAGAUGUUGUUUGCUUGAAGAUUGGAGAUCAAGUUCCUGCUGAUGGAUUGUUCUUGGAUGGGCAUUCAUUACAAGUGGAUGAAUCAAGCAUGACAGGGGAGAAUGAUCAUGUGGAAGUCAACACCAGCCUGAAUCCAUUUUUGUUUUCUGGAACCAAAGUGGCUGAUGGAUAUGCUCGAAUGCUUGUGACGUCUGUUGGGAUGAACACAACGUGGGGUGAGAUGAUGAGCACAAUCAGCCACGACGCUAAUGAACAGACACCCUUACAAGCUCGGCUUAACAAGCUAACUUCAUCAAUUGGUAAGUUUGGUCUGGCAGCUGCUUUUCUAGUUCUUGUAUUGUUGCUGGUUCGCUACUUCACAGGGAAUACAAAAGACGAGAAUGGAAAUCAAGAGUUCAAUGCCAGCAAGACAAAGGCUGGUGACAUAGUGAAUGCUGUGGUCGGAAUCAUUGCUGCCGCAAUUACCAUUGUGGUUGUUGCCAUUCCAGAAGGCUUGCCGUUGGCUGUCACACUCACUCUUGGUUAUUCAAUGAAAAGAAUGAUGGCUGACCAGGUUAUGGUUCGGAAGCUCUCUGCCUGUGAGACCCUGGGCUUCGGCACCACCAUUUGUACUGACAAAACAGGUACCCUCACUCUGAACCAGAUGAAGGUGACAAAGUUUUGGCUUGGCAAACAACCUAUUGAAGCUGCCUCUUCAAUUGCCACAGAUCUUCUCGAAUUGAUUCGACAUGGAGUUGCUUUGAACACGACUGGUAGCAUUUACAGGGAGCCUUCCUCAUCUAAAUUCGAGUUCUCUGGUAGUCCCACUGAAAAAGCAAUACUUUCUUGGGCUGUCCUGGAACUUGGUAUGGACAUGGAGAGAAUGAAGAAGAAUUACACCAUUCUUCAUGUUGAAGCUUUCAAUUCGGAGAAGAAAAUGAGCGGUAUUUUAAUAAGGAAGAAGGCUGACAACACAAUCCACGCGCACUGGAAGGGAGCGGCAGAGAUGAUACUAGCAAUGUGUUCCAGUUACUAUGACGCCUCUGGAAGCAUGAAAGAUCUGGAUGAUGGUGAAAGGAUGACAUUUGAGCAAACAAUUCAAGGCAUGGCAGCUAGCAGCCUCCGCUGCAUGGCUUUUGCCCAUAAACAAAUUCCAAAGGAAGAGCAGGAAAUUGGGGAAGGCCUGCAAAAGCUAAAAGAAGACAGCUUGACCCUUAUAGCACUGGUCGGAAUAAAGGACCCAUGUAGACCAGGGGUGAGAAAAGCUGUGGAGGAUUGCCAAUAUGCUGGAGUGAAUGUUAAAAUGAUCACUGGCGACAAUAUUUUCACUGCGAGAGCCAUAGCCAUGGAAUGUGGAAUAUUAAGACCAGGUCAAGAAAUGGACAGUGAAGCAGUGGUAGAAGGUGAGGUAUACCGGCAGUACACCCCAGAAGAGAGAAUGGAGAAAAUUGAUAAAAUCCGUGUGAUGGCUAGAUCCUCUCCCUUUGAUAAACUUCUCAUGGUACAGUGCUUGAAACAAAAAGGCCAUGUUGUAGCAGUCACAGGUGAUGGCACAAAUGAUGCACCAGCAUUAAAAGCAGCUGACAUAGGACUUUCUAUGGGGAUUCAGGGCACAGAAGUGGCAAAGGAGAGCUCAGAUAUCAUCAUCUUGGAUGAUAAUUUUGCUUCUGUAGCCACGGUUUUGAGGUGGGGAAGGUGUGUUUAUAACAACAUUCAGAAAUUCAUCCAGUUCCAGCUCACAGUGAAUGUUGCAACCCUUGUAAUCAACUGUGUAACAGCAGCUUCAGCUAGUCGGGUCCCACUGACAGCAUUCCACUUACUAUGGAUGAACUUGAUCAUGGACACAUUAGGUGCUCUGGCUCUCGUAACAGAGCGGCCCACCAAGGAACUCAUGGAGAAGCCACCUGUGGGUCGAGCUGAGCCACUCAUCACCAACAUCAUGUGGAGGAAUCUAUUAGCCCAAGCUCUGUAUCAGAUAGUCGUACUCUUGACCCUACAAUUCAAAGGAGAAUCAAUAUUUGGCGUGAAUAAGAAGGUGAAAGACACCCUGAUAUUCAACACUUCCUUUCUAUGCCAAGUCUUCAAUGAAUUCAAUGCAAGGGAGCUGGAGAAAAAGAACGUAUUUGAGGGGAUCCAUAAGAACAAGUUGUUUUUGGGGAUCAUUGGGAUAACCAUUAUCCUUCAGGUGGUUAUGGUGGAGUCUUUGAAGAAAUUUGCAGAUACAGAGAGGUUGGAUUGGGGACAAUGGGGUGCAUGCAUUGGAGUUGCAGCUGCAUCUUGGCCAAUCGGCUGGCUUGUCAAGUGCAUACCUGUUCCAGAUAAACCAGUUCUCGAUUGUCUGAAGUGGUAGGAACAUCAAUCCAUCGAUGUAUAUUAUUCUUGUAUUUUAUUCGCCUACUUCCCUCUAAAGGGUACUUAGUUAGUCACGCACUCCUGUAUUAAAUUUUGUCAUUUCUCGUCUUGGAAUAUUUGAUGCAAGUAUCGUUAAAAUGAUAAAAUUUUGUGAUUUUUUGUUUUUUU
Molecule: messenger RNA, 3611 nt
Organism: Vitis riparia (riverbank grape)
Lineage: Eukaryota; Viridiplantae; Streptophyta; Magnoliopsida; Vitales; Vitaceae
Product: putative calcium-transporting ATPase 13, plasma membrane-type
Exons: 2
Coding region: 1-3441 (1146 amino acids)
Biological process (GO): calcium ion transmembrane transport
Cellular component (GO): intracellular membrane-bounded organelle; membrane
Molecular function (GO): ATP binding; ATP hydrolysis activity; P-type calcium transporter activity
Source: RefSeq, a predicted model, not a curated record